Austrofundulus limnaeus is the source of this 2964-nucleotide messenger RNA. RefSeq names its product cyclin-dependent kinase 17. The record is from RefSeq and is a predicted model, not a curated record. The transcript has 17 exons. Gene Ontology annotation, molecular function: cyclin-dependent protein serine/threonine kinase activity; ATP binding. Lineage: Eukaryota; Metazoa; Chordata; Actinopteri; Cyprinodontiformes; Rivulidae. The coding region runs from base 342 to 1922 and encodes 526 amino acids. Gene Ontology annotation, biological process: protein phosphorylation. Gene Ontology annotation, cellular component: cytoplasm; nucleus.
GGCACCGUCAACUGAGAGGACUCACAGAUCAACUAGUAAUCUCCACGGCUGUAUUCUGGUCGGACACAAAUCGAUACAGCGUCCCAUUUAUUUAUUAUUUUUUUUUACAGGGAUAUAAACUUUGAAGGCCAUGGCGCCGGACGCUGCCAGCCCGCGGACAUAGGCGACACUGCGGAGGAGAAAGUAUCGACCACACAGAACCCACAAAGAAGAAAGCAGCUGGUGUGUUUUUUUCACGCUCGGAGGCGAAGACGGCAUCCGGCCUGAAGAGAAGCUCCGAGGUCGGGGAGUCGGCUCGGAGCGGAGCUAAUCGCUUCUGGCCUCCCCGUCCCGGAAGCUCCAUGGAGAAGAUGAAGAGGUUCAAGCGGCGGCUCACUCAGACGCUCCGAGGCAGCCACACGAUCGACGAGUCGCUGUCUGAGCUGGCUGAGCAGAUGACCAUUGAGGAGAACGGCCUGAAGGACAGCGAGCCCAUCGUGAAGAACGGCCGGCCUCCUUCGGCCCACAGCGUGCACUCCUUUCUUCAUCAGUACACGGGAUCUUUUAAGAAGCCGCCGAUCCGACGGCCGCAGAGCGUCAUCGGAGGAGGUCUGGGCUCGCUCAUGGUCCUGCCUCGCAACGGCAGCCGCCUCGAUAUCGUUCAUGAGAAUAUGAAGAUGGGUUCUGACGGGGAGAGCGACCAGGCAUCAGGAACAUCGUCUGACGAGGUGCAGUCGCCCACGGGUGUUUGUCUGAGGAACAAAGGGAACCGGCGCAUCUCUGCGGAGGACUUGAACAAACGUCUGUCUCUGCCCGCCGACAUCCGGAUACCCGACGGCUACCUGCAGAAGCUGCAGCUGAGCAGCCCACCCUUCGACCAGCCGCUGAGCCGACGCUCCCGCAGAGCAUCACUGUCAGAAAUUGGUUUUGGGAAGCUGGAGACCUACAUCAAACUGGACAAACUCGGGGAGGGCACGUACGCAACGGUCUAUAAGGGGAGGAGUAAGCUGACGGAAAACCUGGUGGCGCUGAAGGAGAUCAGACUGGAGCACGAGGAGGGGGCGCCGUGCACGGCUAUCCGAGAAGUGUCUUUACUGAAGGACCUGAAACACGCCAACAUCGUGACGCUGCACGAUAUCGUCCACACAGACAAGUCGCUCACACUGGUGUUUGAAUACCUGGACAAGGACUUGAAGCAGUACAUGGACGACUGUGGGAACAUCCUGAGCAUGCACAACGUCAAGAUUUUUUUAUUCCAGAUCCUGCGAGGCUUGGCCUACUGUCACAGACGGAAAGUUCUCCACAGAGACCUGAAGCCCCAAAACCUGCUCAUCAACGACCGAGGGGAGCUCAAACUGGCUGAUUUUGGCCUGGCGAGGGCCAAGUCGGUGCCGACUAAAACCUACUCUAACGAGGUGGUAACGCUUUGGUAUCGACCUCCCGAUGUGCUGCUGGGCUCCUCGGAGUACUCCACGCAGAUAGACAUGUGGGGUGUGGGCUGUAUAUUCUUUGAGAUGGCUGCUGGCAGGCCCCUGUUCCCCGGGUCCACAGUGGAGGACGAGCUGCACCUCAUCUUCAGGCUGUUAGGCACUCCUACAGAAGACAGCUGGCCUGGAAUAUCCUCCAUCGACGAGUUCAAGUCCUACAAGUUCCCCAAGUACAAACCCCAACCUCUGAUUAACCACGCACCCAGGCUGGACAGCGAUGGGAUCCCGCUGCUCGCUUCGUUCCUGAAAUACGAGUCGAAAAAGCGGAUUUCUGCUGAUGAAGCAAUGAGGCACCCGUACUUCAGGAGCCUGGGGCCACGUGUGCAAACGCUGCCAGAGAAUAUAUCAAUAUUUACACUGAAGGAGGUACAGAUGCAGAAAGACCCCGGCUACCGGAACUCCUCGUACCCAGAAUCAGGUACUGGGAAGAGCAGAAGACAAAGCAUGCUGUUUUAAAUUUCCUGGACUUUUUUUUUUUUUUUAAUUUUUGUUGGUGAGAAGGAUCUCCGACGGAUCAGAGAUGGAUGUCCGAGUAGAACAUCAUCAUCAUCACUCCUCCACCCCGGUCGACUCCUCAAGCGGGGUGUGUGUGUGUGCAUCCACAGCACGACCCUUCCUCACCUCCUCCCGGGGUUCUGGUUCACGGGCCCUGCUCCGAAAAGAGACGUUUAUAUUCUGUACAUCUAUAUUUAUUGAGAAAACAAACGAUUUGCUGCUAAAUCCAACUACUGUUUAGAAUUCUAACUGGCUCAGUCACUUUAAUGAAUACAUGCCAUGUGUAUAGAUUUUUAAGAUUCUUUUUUUGUUUGUUUGUUUGUUUUUGAAGUGGUAUUUUUUAUUUUUGCUCAUUUUGUCAUUAACAUUUACCUCCACCUCGCAGACGGAGGGAUGUUUCUGUAGCGGUUCGAUGUCUCGUCUCCAUUGACACGGUGCUGCGCCGAUCAUCUGUGACCAUUUUACUCUAGUUUUGAGGCCGUAAAAAAAAAAAAAGAUAGCUUUCAUCCCAGUCGAAGGUAAAACAUGAGCGGAGCUUUUUUUUUCUUGAAGUUACAUCUGGAGAGAAAUAAAACAGGUUUGCAUUGGAUGCUGGCGUUUAGAAGAAAACUGAAUUAAAAGCAUCACUGGACGGAUUGAAACACCUUACUGCUACCUGUGUGAGCCAGGCACGUGACGUGGGAGUUCCCAGUGUCGGAGCUGUACUGCUGCCUUUGUGUUUGCAGAUCUUUCUCCAGUCUACCAUUCCUGUUUCAGUCAAGUGUUAAAAUUGACCUUUUCUCCUCCGUCAUCGUGCUGCAUGCCUGCUCUGUGGUGUGAUGAAGCUCCGCCCCUGCUGAGUCCGAUCUGAGUCACGCUUUAUUUAACAGUGUUACAUGUUUUUUUUGUAUCAUAUUUGUUGUGAAUAAUUCUUCUUGGUGUGGGAAUUUUUGGUUGCAAACGCCCCCUCUCAUCUUUUUUUCCAGAGUAAAGACAAUAAAUUAAAAAAUUUAAACCAAAAAAA